Molecule: messenger RNA, 459 nt
Organism: Coffea eugenioides
Lineage: Eukaryota; Viridiplantae; Streptophyta; Magnoliopsida; Gentianales; Rubiaceae
Exons: 3
Coding region: 1-459 (152 amino acids)
Source: RefSeq, a predicted model, not a curated record
AUGUGUCAUUUACCUGUGGCUAUUGAGCAUCGUGCAUUCUGGGCAGUCAAGCAAUGCAAUUUGCAUGCGGAUAGAGAUGGCAAAGAGAGAAAGCUCCAACUCCAGGAGUUGGAGGAAAUUCGUCUUGAAGCAUAUGACAAUGCACGUUUGUACAAAGAGCGUACCAAGCAGUUUCAUGACCGCCUAUUGCGUGCGAAACACUUUUCUCCAGGACAAAAGAGUUUAGAGACUAAUAAGAGUUUUACAGUUAAUGGUCAUCGUUUAAAACCGUUUGUUCAUGUUUCAGACAUUGGUACUGUGGAAGAGGCAAUUGGUGUUAAAAGUGAUAAAAAAGGGCAAAUUCCAGAAGACUGCGCCUUCUCUGGCGUGCCCACGCCAGACAACGCAGAGUUGCGUGAAAAAUCCGGAUUGCGGGUCCUAUUCCUGGGGCCACCGCCUUUCCUUGGAGCCAUACUUUAA